Molecule: messenger RNA, 621 nt
Organism: Patella vulgata (common limpet)
Lineage: Eukaryota; Metazoa; Mollusca; Gastropoda; Patellidae
Product: protocadherin gamma-A2-like
Exons: 2
Biological process (GO): homophilic cell-cell adhesion
Cellular component (GO): membrane
Molecular function (GO): calcium ion binding
Source: RefSeq, a predicted model, not a curated record
UUGGAUUACGAAACGGUGAUAUCUCAUACCGUUGUGGUACACGCCACAGACGGUGGUACGCUAAAGUUAACUGGGACAGCCACAGUCGUGAUCAAUGUUUUACCCGCCAAUGAUAACGCACCUGUAUUUACAGAUCCCAACGGUAGUGCUAUCAUAAAUGAAACUACACCGGUUGGGACAAAUAUUUAUAACGCUACGGCUACUGAUAGCGAUGUUGGAACUGGAGGGAAAGUGAGUUAUUAUAUCAUCAGCGGUAAUGGACCGAGUAACACAACUUUCUACAUCAACCCUAAUCAAGGCGUAACGUAUGUAUGGUCAGUUUUAGACUACGAUACACCCCCACAAAUUUACAAUCUAACCCUAAAGGCAGAAGACUCUGGUGGACUAUUUGAUACUAUGUGGCUUUCUAUUACCCUUACUGACGAGAACGAUGAAUAUCCAGUGUUCACUCAAAAUACGUAUAAUGCAGCUAUAAAUGAAGACGUAACUGUAGGAACACCUGUAGCCCAGAUUGUAGCUAAUGAUGCUGAUUCUGGAGUAAAUGGACAAGUUACAUAUUCAAUAGUAUCAGGAGAUGGACAAACAAGUUUUGAAAUUAAUCCAGCAACUGGCAAUUUUUAA